This is a messenger RNA of Centruroides sculpturatus (bark scorpion), 1600 nucleotides long. Its product is annotated as serine/threonine-protein phosphatase PP1-gamma catalytic subunit. Gene Ontology annotation, molecular function: protein serine/threonine phosphatase activity. Gene Ontology annotation, cellular component: nucleus; cytoplasm. Bases 147 to 1136 code for a protein of 329 amino acids. NCBI's taxonomy places the organism in Eukaryota, Metazoa, Arthropoda, Arachnida, Scorpiones, Buthidae. The transcript has 7 exons. The record is from RefSeq and is a predicted model, not a curated record.
UUUUGUGGGGAUGACGUCAUGUGAUGUUGUUGAUUUCGGCCAUUUUGAUAGGAAGUCCUCUUUAUUUUGUAACUCGAUUUUAACAGAGAGACCGCACCAAAAAAAUAAGUAUUUUGAUAUUAGCAAUAACUUAAAACUCAUCCAACAUGACUGAUAUGGAUAAACUGAACAUCGACAGCAUUAUAGCAAGACUUUUAGAAGUUAGAGGGUCACGCCCAGGAAAAAAUGUUCAGUUGACAGAGGCAGAAAUCCGUGGUUUAUGUUUGAAAUCCCGGGAAAUCUUUCUCAGUCAACCAAUAUUACUUGAACUUGAAGCACCAUUGAAAAUCUGUGGUGAUAUUCAUGGCCAGUAUUAUGAUUUACUUAGGUUAUUUGAAUAUGGCCAGUUUCCUCCAGAAAGCAAUUAUCUGUUCUUAGGAGACUAUGUAGAUAGAGGGAAACAGUCCUUAGAAACUAUUUGCCUUUUGUUGGCAUAUAAAAUAAAAUAUCCUGAGAAUUUUUUUCUUUUGAGAGGAAAUCAUGAAUGUGCAAGUAUUAACAGAAUUUAUGGAUUUUAUGAUGAAUGUAAGAGAAGAUACAACAUUAAACUAUGGAAAACAUUUACAGACUGCUUUAAUUGCUUGCCAGUUGCAGCAAUAGUUGAUGAAAAAAUAUUUUGCUGUCAUGGAGGAUUAAGUCCCGACUUGCAAUCAAUGGAACAAAUACGUCGUAUCAUGCGCCCAACUGAUGUACCAGAUCAAGGAUUGCUGUGUGAUUUGCUAUGGUCAGAUCCUGAUAAAGAUGUGAUGGGUUGGGGUGAAAAUGAUAGAGGUGUUUCUUAUACAUUUGGUGCAGAUGUUGUUGCAAAAUUUCUGCAUAAACAUGAUUUGGAUCUCAUAUGUAGAGCACAUCAGGUUGUUGAAGAUGGAUAUGAAUUUUUUGCCAAACGACAGUUAGUAACUCUAUUUUCUGCACCAAAUUAUUGUGGAGAAUUUGAUAAUGCUGGUGCCAUGAUGAGUGUUGAUGAAACUCUCAUGUGUUCUUUCCAAAUAUUGAAACCAGCUGACAAAAAGAAAUUUCCUUAUGGAGGAAUGAAUACGGGACGUCCAAUAACUCCUCCGAGAGGCCAAGUAACCAAGAAAAACAGUAAAAAGUAGUUUCCGGUGUGAUUUUGCUGCCAUCCUAAUGAAUUUGUGGACAAUGUUCACAGAUCGAUUGUUUAAAUGCACAAACGAAUACGGUGAGAAAUGAUCCGUAAUUCGACGACCUAAAAGAUAAGGACGGAGAAUCUUAAAACCCUGAUAAUACAAACUGUUGAAUAGUACAUGUAUAUAUAAUGUGCUUAGUUUUUCUGAAAUGUUGUACAGUGUUUUGACACAGAGUCUAUCUUAAUAAUGAAUAGAAACAAGUUGGUAUUUCAUAGUUUGGGAAGUACUGUUUUUUUUAUGUAGGUUAGAUAUCCUAUUCUGUAAUAUAAAUCUAUAAUUAUGCAAUAUGUUUAUAACUUUUGCAAGUUUACCCCCAGUUUUGUAAGUUUUAUCCAGACGGUGCAACAUUAGCAGUAUUCACAUUAGUUUGUAAUUUUCAAAGCAUGACAUUAAAAUAUAUAUGCAUUUUGAAU